Molecule: messenger RNA, 2278 nt
Organism: Salvia hispanica
Lineage: Eukaryota; Viridiplantae; Streptophyta; Magnoliopsida; Lamiales; Lamiaceae
Product: putative folate-biopterin transporter 2
Cellular component (GO): membrane
Source: RefSeq, a predicted model, not a curated record
UAAUAUAGGAGUAGUAUAAUGUUAGUUGAAAUGUAAACCGUUGCAUUCAGCAACCUACCUCUUGCCUUGGAACUUUCUCCUUCUUGCUAUCUGAUUUUGCCAUUAUCUUUCACACAAGCGAAAAAAAGAAGGAUCUUGAGCAAAACUAUACCUUGCCUCUGUGAAGAUCUGCACCAUUGCUAUUUGUCAAGUAAGCAACAGUUAGGCUCUUGGUCAAAUGCAUAGCCAUAGCCGAUAAAGAGUUAUCACAUUAAUCCAAAGCUUCCAUCUUUUUUCCUCUCAUAUGAAGAAAUCAUCGGUUUUAGACAAGAUUCAUGAGAGCUGAAUCCAAGAUUUGCGAAAUCCCAUCUGGGAUUCCGACCCUUUUCAUUUCUAUGUCAAAUCAAGAUCCAAGUUGACUUUUUUCCGAGUUCCCUUCACAAAUCUUGUAUAAAGAUCAGAUUUUUCCGGCUCCGGAGGCAUUUUUGUUGUAGAUUGCAGAGUGAUGGGGGAGGAAGAGAGGCUCCCGACUCACGGCGAGGAAGCGCCGGAGAGCGAGGUGCGGAGCAUUUUGUACAGCCCUGUGCAUUGGUUCAAGAUGCUUGCGAGAGAAUUGCAUUGGAGCUUUGUGUUUGGAGUGGUGAGUGUGUAUGGCGUGAGCCAAGGCUUAGGUGGAGCUCUUGCAAGAGUUGGGACGCAGUUUUACAUGAAGGAUGUGCAGAAGGUGCAGCCGUCUGAGGCUCAGGUCUACGCCGGCAUCACUUCUCUUCCUUGGAUCGUCAAGCCGCUCUGGGGUAUCCUAACCGACGUUGUUCCGAUUUCGGGGUAUCAUCGGAGACCUUAUUUCGUUUUUGCUGGUUCCCUAGGAAUCGUCUCCAUGCUGUUCUUGUCGCUGCACCCGGGACUACACAUAGUGUUAGCAUUGCUUUCGUUGACGGCAUCAAGUGCCAGUGUUGCGAUUGCAGAUGUUACUAUCGAUGCAUGUGUGGCUCAGAAAAGCGGCCUUCAUCAUUCCCUGGCAGCUGACAUGCAAAGCUUAUGUUCCUUGAGCUCCUCGAUUGGGGCUCUCGUGGGAUUUUCUCUGAGUGGUAUAUUCGUUCACCUAAUCGGGCCACAGGGUGUAUAUGGCUUGUUAACGAUACCAGCUGGUCUCGUCUUCGUAGUUGGAAUAUUGCUCAAGGAACAACGCGUAUCCGCCUUUGCUUAUGAACAGAUCAGCCAGAACUUAGCCAAUGCUGGUAAAGCUAUGUGGAGGACGUUGAAAUGCCCAGACGUGUGGAGGCCGUGCUUGUACAUGUUCUUGUCCUUCUCGUUGGGCCUAAAUGUUUCCGAGGGAAUGUUUUAUUGGGUUACGGAUUCACCAUCCGGCCCUUCAUUUUCUAAGCAAAUAAUUGGUUAUAUCAUGGCAAUAGGCUCCGUGGGAUCGCUCCUCGGGGCUAUACUAUACCAAUACGGCCUAAAAGAUUAUCCAUUCCGCGAUCUGCUCUUUUGGGCUCAGAUCCUGUCCUGCCUCUCAGGGAUGCUGGAUCUGGCCCUGGUGCUGCGCUGGAACUUGUGGCUCGGUGUGCCCGACUUUGUGUUCGUGGUGGUUGAUGCGAGCGUGAGCCAAAUGAUCGGACGCUUCAAAUGGAUGCCACUUCUUGUUCUGAGCUCCAAGAUGUGCCCACCCGGCAUUGAGGGCACCUUCUUUGCCCUGCUCAUGUCUAUAGACAAUGCCGGCCUCCUCACUUCCUCGUGGCUGGGGGGGCUCUUGCUCCACGUCUUGAACGUUACACGAACAGAGUUCGGGAACAUGUGGCUCGCCAUUCUGAUCAGGAACGUGCUGAGGAUCGCCCCGCUCUUCCUGCUCUUCUUGGUUCCUAGAACUGAUCCAAGCUCUUCUAUCCUUUCUGAUGAUGUUGACAACAUGAAAGAGGCUGUCGAAGCUCGAGAGGAUCCCGAUAACGUCGAGCUCGUCGCGCUUGUGGACCGCAAGGAUGGUGGUGGUUAGGACUGCAGAAGAUGCUGAAAGGUGUUCAAGCAUUAGAAAGCCUAUAACAUACUUACUUCCUGAGUUUACUUGGGAAAUGGCCCUUUUGUUAGGUCAUGGACUCAUGGUAUUCUUUCAUCUACUUAUAUAUUUUUUGAGAAAUUACUGAAUUUUGCUGUGAGGAUGAUUGAUAAUAUCAAUAUGUACUGUUGAAAUUUUACUGCACAGGUAGUAAAUUUUAUACUGAAAUAUCGCAGUAUUACUUGUAAGAGAUGUCACACUACAAGACACUAUUAUAGAAAUAAGAGAUGUCAAUAAAGUUUGAAUAUA